Coffea eugenioides is the source of this 2214-nucleotide messenger RNA. RefSeq lists its product as uncharacterized. Lineage: Eukaryota; Viridiplantae; Streptophyta; Magnoliopsida; Gentianales; Rubiaceae. The record is from RefSeq and is a predicted model, not a curated record. Bases 1 to 2214 code for a protein of 737 amino acids. The transcript is spliced from 2 exons.
AUGGCUGAUGUACAAACAUUAAGGGAGUUGACUGCUCCUGAUUUAACUCAGCAGCCUUUAUACAUCACUUUCCCGAGUUUGAGUGAUAACACUCCAUUUGAAUUAAAAUCUGGUCUAAUUCAUCUUUUACCUUCUUUUCAUGGUUUAUCAGCUGAGGAGUCAUAUAAGCAUCUGCAGGAGUUUAAUGUCGUGUGCAAUAGUAUGAAGCCCCCGAGAAUCACAAAAGAGCAGAUAAAAAUGAGGACAUUCAUCUUCUCCCUGAAGGAUUCAGCAAAAGACUGGUUAGCUGCGAGUUUAAGGAAAGAAAUUUGCGGUAUCAAGCAGCAUCCAGGGGAGUUGCUUUAUAAGUACUGGGAGCGAUUCAAGAAGUUGUGCAUUAAGUGCCCCCAACACCAAAUAAGUGAGCAGUUACUUAUACAAUAUUUUUACGAGGGGCUACUCUUCAGAGACAGGAGUAUCAUUGAUGCUGCGAGUGGAGGGGCACUGGUGAACAAGACCCCUCGAGCAACGUGGGAGCUAAUUGAAGGAAUGGCGGUGAAUUCGCCGCAAUUUGGUACGAGGGAGGAUGUCCCGAUACGCAAGGUGAAUGAGGUAGAGACAUCCUCUAUCCAACAGCAGUUGACGGAGUUAACCUCGUUUGUUAGGCAACUGGUUGUAGGGAACGCAUCUCAGGCCAAGGUGUGUGGGAUUUGCACUGGUAUGGGUCAUUCAACAGACAUGUGCCCAAUUAUUCAAGAAGAAAGUGUGGAGCAAGUGAACAUGGCUGGUCAUGCGCCCGCGCCAAGAAAUCAAUAUGACCCAUAUUCGAACACCUACAAUCCUGGUUGGAGGGACCAUCCCAACUUCAGUUAUGGAGGAAAUUGGCAGUCCAAUUUUAUGCCAAGUAGACAACAAGAGUACCAGCAGCAAUAUCAAUUUCGACCACCACCACCUCCACCGAGCGCCAGUCCAUCUUUGGAAGAUAUGAUGAAACAAUUGAUGGCUAGUUCUGCACAACACCAGCAAAAGACGGACUCCGAACUACAGAACAUAAGAAGUCAGAUGGGUCAGAUACAAGCGAUGCAGAAUCAGAUAAGUCAGAUGGCAAUAUCAAUCAACCGUCUGGAGUCUCAAGUAAAUGGAAGAUUGCCAUCCCAACCUGAACUGAACCUGAAGAACGUAAGUGCAAUGAGUUUAAGGAGUGAGAAGGAAAUUCAGGGGGCCGAACUCGUGACUCCAAAGGAUAAGGACGAAGAGAAGAUUGAGAAAGAACUUCAGGCAGAGAAUACAAGCACCAAAAAUCCAGUGGUACUCCCUGACCCGAUCAUAGACGUUAAAACUAAUCCCCCUCCAUUUCCUUGCAGGUUGGAGAUAUCGAAGAAGCAGGAUAAGGAAAAAGAGAUCCUGGAGGUGCUUCGCAAGGUAGAAAUCAAUAUCCCCCUGCUAGACGCAAUCAAGCAAGGGCCGAAGUAUGCAAAAUUUCUGAGGGACCUAUGUGUCAACCGAAGGCGGCUGAGGGGAAACGAAAGGAUCAUUGUUGGGGAGAAUGUGUCAGCAGUUCUCCAAAGGAAGCUUCCACCGAAGUGUGGGGAUCCAGGUAGGUUUACUGUCCCAUGUAUGAUAGGUAACACUUUAAUUAGGAAUAUACUGCUGGACUUAGGAGUAUCGAUCAACGUAAUGCCUAAAUCUAUGUAUGCUUCUCUGAACCUUGGUCCAUUAAAAGAAACUGAGAUAAUAACCCAAUUAGCUGAUCGAACAAAUGCAUACCCUGAUGGGUUGGUCGAGGAUGUGCUGGUUAAAGUUAAUGAAUUAGUAUUCCCGGCUGACUUUUAUGUACUUGACAUGGAUGAUGACCAUUCUCCCGACCCUUCACCUUUGCUAUUAGGGAGACCCUUUUUAAGCACAGCCCAGACAAAAAUUGAUGUUCAUAAGGGCACCUUGUCCAUGGAAUUUGACGGAGAAAUGGUCCAUUUUAAUUUUUUUGAUACAAUGGAACAUCCUGUUAACUCUCCCUCUGUAUUUGCUAUUCAUGCUAUUAAUCCCCCUGUGCAAGAAUUUUCUGAGUUUGCUUGUAGGGAUAAAUUCAGAGUUGUUGCGAACGAGUAUAACGGGAUGAAAGCAAUUUCUAAGGUGAAAAUGAGUCGAAAAUUAAGGAAGAAGGUUGCACUCAAUGGCUAUGUAGAUCCCGGAGGAGGGCCACCGAUUACAAGGAAAAUUGAGUUACACCCAGAUUGA